Molecule: messenger RNA, 1457 nt
Organism: Bursaphelenchus xylophilus (pine wood nematode)
Lineage: Eukaryota; Metazoa; Nematoda; Chromadorea; Rhabditida; Aphelenchoididae
Source: the annotation of a GenBank genome assembly
AUGACCAUUGCCAAUGGCGGAUUUACUUUUUGGACUGUGAGUUUGCCAGUCGGACUGGCAGGCUUGAACUGUACAAUUUGAUUAACGACCAGACGGUGAGGGUGGGUUAAUAAGUUCAUUGGUCCGGAUAUUACGUGCAUAUUUUGACUUUUCAUCGCGAUAAUUUAGGUUAGGGUUUCACAGCCGGCGAAAACAAAACACAACGUGGUGGUCUGCUUCAAUCAAGCCAAUUUGCUGGAAAAUUGGCAGCUAGCCAUGCAUGUGGUUGAAAUGUAUCGAAAUCUUGGCGCUGAUCUUCUGGUAUUGCCGGUGCUAAAUAUGAUUACAGAGUUGUUCGAAGUACUAGAACAGUAUGAGCAGGAUGGACUGAUUAGGAUUGUUAAAGGAGUCGUUCUUCCUGCAGUUGUAAGUUGUUUGUAAAUUGAUUUCGAAGGCUAGCAAUAGCCAAGAAAAAAAAGUGCAACACUCUGUUCGCAAAGUAACGACUCUCACUUUUUAGAAAGACCUAAAUUACGAUCCAAACGAAGAAUUAGAGAAUGUGGGAAGGCUUCUAGCCGCAAAUGAAUGUUUGUACGACAACAAACAUACCGCAAAAUAUAUCAUCUUUUCCGAUCUUGACGAACUUUUGCUGCCUAAGAAUGGCGACUAUUUUGAUGAAUUUACGAGAAUUCGGAGUCUCCAUCUCAAAGUCUCGUCUUUUGAAUUUAACUGGGGAAUCAGCGCGGCACCUGGUAGGCUAUAACAGAUACGACAUUACCGUCAUUUAAUUCAUAGCUCAGUCAGCCAACUCGUAUGACGUUACAAGACCGUUGAAGGAUGUCAUGGUCCGAGAAGUAGUUGGUUUUGGCACUCCAGUAGUUAUACCGCAAAAAGUCGACGCGGCUUUCGAACACUCACCUAUGAACGCCAUGAGCUCUCCGCGGCACCUUCGUCUAAGCCGGACAGACUCCUGGAGCAUCAAAUUCAUUUUCCCUGUAUAUAAUGCUGCAUUAAAGAACGUAAGUUAACAAAGGUCAAUAAUUUCUGUGCAAUGUCAACCUUUAAGCUAACGAUCCCUCUUAAUUUUUCGCCGAGGAUUGGAUUUUACUUCUCAAUAAUGGACGAAUUUAAUCAGAGGCUGAACCAAAACAGGGGCCUUUACAACGUAAGAUAAGUGUCUUGCAAAUUAUGCAAUAGCUUAAAAGGUGACCGAAGUUCUAAUUUAGAAGUUCAAAUCGUUGCCAAGUCAACUGUCUUUCGGCCCAAAAAUUGAGCCUUGUCUCCGGAUACAAAAGCUUAGAUCGGUUCCAUACACUUGCAUUAAUCAACGAAAUUGUCUUCCAGCGAUCGCAAAUACUUCCAGAAGAUGUACGGUACUGAAAAGGACUUUCCAUGUGUCGUCUUUUGGCGCUGGUCGAUAUUUGUACUCGAGUUUAAGGACUGAAUUUUCCCGUCAUCAUAGUUGCGUUGUUUAUUAG